Molecule: messenger RNA, 707 nt
Organism: Notechis scutatus (mainland tiger snake)
Lineage: Eukaryota; Metazoa; Chordata; Lepidosauria; Squamata; Elapidae
Product: cysteine-rich protein 1-like
Biological process (GO): regulation of gene expression; intrinsic apoptotic signaling pathway in response to DNA damage
Molecular function (GO): zinc ion binding
Source: RefSeq, a predicted model, not a curated record
CUAAAGGAAGGUGGACAAUGCUUUCCUACUGUCCCAUUUGUGGAAAGCCAGUCUACUUUGCUGAGCGGAGGCGUUCUCUCGGCAAGGACUACCAUCCCCUCUGCCUGAAGUGCCACCACUGCAAACGGCAACUCACCCCUGGCCAGCAUGCUGAGCAUGAUGACAAGCCUUAUUGCACCCAUUGCUAUCUUCAGCGUUUUGGACCAAGAGGAGCAAGACCUUCAAGAUUGCGUUCAUCCUUUGGUGCUUCUUCUUCUUCAUCUUCCCGAGUUCCAGCACAAAUCUGAAAAUCCAGCUCUUUGCCUGGCUUUUGUUAUGCUGCAGAAGUAGCAUUUUAUAAAACAAUACACCAAGUUCACAUUUAAAGGACUUUAUCGCUUGGUUAUAAAUAUGAGUCCAAAUAAGUUAAGACAGUUCCACAAAGAGUGUUAAUGCUACAGCUGCUUCAGAUAGCAGCUGUGAUAAAUACAUUUUCAAUAGGUUGCAGUUAAUAUCUGCAAAAAAUGGACUAUCUUUUAGUGUUUCAAUGAACAAUUUUGUUCUGCACCUUUUAGUCAGUGUUACAUCUUUUUUCCUUUUCAUUCAGAAAUGAAGCAAAAAAAAAAAAAAAAGUUGAAUGCACAUCUCUAAUGUAGACAAGAAGGCAGGUUUGGCCCAAUUUCACAAUCAGUCCAGAUAGUCAUGGGCCUAUUCACGUAUGUGGUGGC